Messenger RNA from Funneliformis mosseae, 2352 nucleotides. The record is from the annotation of a GenBank genome assembly. Lineage: Eukaryota; Fungi; Glomeromycota; Glomeromycetes; Glomerales; Glomeraceae.
AUGGUAAAAAAGCUUCGUGAAGGUUGUAAAACACAGCGCACACCAAUUCAAGUUACAACUACGGACGGUGAUCCCUCAACUUGGCCAGAAACAAACCUUCGUAUAAGAAGUGGUUACUACGCAUUCUUCUAUUAUGAGGUCGUUGAAGAUAGUCCAAUUUACAGACAAUGGAUGGAAACACUUGGUGAUGCUAUUUCAGAAAUUAAAGUAAAAGAUGAUGAGUCUUUUAUCUUGCAAGGAUUUCCUUCCGGGUACAAACUUUUCUUCCACGCGAAAUAUCCGGCAUCAUCAAAAAUUAAGCGUUUAUCCUUACCUAUGACCGCCGUGCAUCAUACUGCUGAAAAGAAUGGAUUAAUUGAACGGACUGACAUAUACUUAUUUGGAUUACCUAGUGGAAGACGUUUCAGAUCGAAAAAUGAAUUUAUACCGCAUUUAAAAUGGUUACACUCGGGAAAAUCGGGAAUUUGUGAAUGUAAAUAUUGUAAUAAAACGACCAGAAAGCAAAAGCAGCCCACAAAAAAGUUGUGUUUAAAGCCUACCAUCAAGCAUAUUUCAAAGUUCUCUUCCAAGAAACUUAAAGAGGUCAAAAACAAAGAAAAGAACAAAGAAAAGGACAAAAUCUUGCGUGCAGAUUUGGAUCGUGCAACCUUGUCGCUUCUUUUUGGUCCAGUGUAUCGUCCCAAAGAGAUCGUUUGGAUAGUUGGACCAAAUCAAACUUUGAUGAGUAAUAAUUCGGAUGAAUCACCUAAUGAAAGGAAUACUGAGGAAUAUUAUAAUUGGCCGGGAUAUGUGAUGAGCAUUUAUGAACCGGGGGAAAGGUCGUCAGAUUUUACACUUGUACGUGAGACAAUUUAUGAAAUACAACUCUUGGCAAUGGAUAGAAUAAGAUAUUAUCCAGAGUCAUCGUUGAUCCCAUGGAUCGCACGUAAAGUCAAUCCGGCUAUGACAAGCCCCGGUGCUGACCCACUCAUAGAUGUACUUUUCAGUGAGUCAAUCAAGAUUGCCGUUGCUUGUCAAAGGUCGUACUUAAUGCAAAAAGAAUAUAAAUUCAAAGUAAGCAAUGACGUUAUUGCAUCAACCGAAGAUAAAGCACAAAAAAAACGGCUUAGAAACGCCAAGAAAUGCCCGCAUUAUGAUGAAAUGAUAUUCGGAAAUGAAGUAAUCCGUUCGAAUGAUUUGAUUAGAUUGACUGUAGAAAAUGAUGAUGAUGAAGAACUAAAUUCCGCGUCGUCUUCAUCAUCAUCGAAUAAAUUUCAGGAGAUGGAAUUAUUUAGAAUUUGUACUAUGUAUAGACUUGCAAAUGAUCGAAUCCAAUUUACGGGAGACUUAUAUUUCAGGAAAGAUGAAAAUGAAAAUAUUAAGGAUUUGGGAAUGAGUGAGGAUGAUGAAAGGUGGCAAGGGACGCUAUCAAUUGGAAAGUACAAAUAUGUCCCAAGGAAUUUUCCACAAGAAGAAUAUACGGUUGAUAUAGAAGAUCUUGCAGGUCGAUUCUACAUAGACUGGGAAGAUUUUGUCGGGGUAAUGAAUCCUACUGAGGAAAAGCAUUCCAAGUUCCUUGAAGGUUAUCCUAAUGAAAUCAAUGAUCGAAUGCAAAUUCAGGGGGAAACGACACCAACAUUGCAUUUCGAGAAUCAUGAAGCGACACCAACUUUGCAUUUCGAAAAUCAUGAAACGACACCAAUAUUGCAAUUCGAAGCGACACCCGUAUUGCAAUUCGAGAAUCAUGAAGCUAUACCUAUGUUGCAAUUCGAGAAUCAUGAUAGUUUUGAUGAAACAGAUUCUCAGAUGAGUGAUGUUAAAUGUUUAAAUGAGGAUUCAUUUUUUGAUUUUAGUGCGAUGGAUGAUGAUAGUGAUACUGAAGAAGUUGAACUUGAUCUUAAAAUGAUGCAUCGAAAUUCAUUACUAAGACGAAUCGAUUUAGAUAUCAACGCGAUAGCCGAUGAGACAGACAUGAAUAACGUUGAACUUGAUAUUACAACGAUGCAUCAAAAUUCAUUGCCAGGAGAUGAUGGAGAUGACGUUGAGCUUGACCAUACAAUGUUGCAUCAGGACUCAUUGGCAAGUUCGUUCGGUGCUGUAUCUUUAGACUUAAAUGAGAAUGAUAUGGAUAAUGGGACUGAGAUCGAUAACGUAGACCUUACAAUGAUGCAUCAUAAUUCAUUGCGAGCUUUCCAGAUUUAUGAACACGAACAUGAAGCAAAAUUGCCGGAAUCACACCCAAAGCAAUCCAAGGAUAGCAAUGAUGAACAAAAAAAUGGAUAUCCGAUUUCUUCUUAUGGGAAGAUAUUAAAGAAUGUAAUUUGUAUUAUUGAAGAUGGACAAAUGAUUGUUCCUUGGUCCAUCCUGAUUUAG